Molecule: messenger RNA, 2122 nt
Organism: Planococcus citri (citrus mealybug)
Lineage: Eukaryota; Metazoa; Arthropoda; Insecta; Hemiptera; Pseudococcidae
Product: speckle-type POZ protein-like
Exons: 3
Coding region: 566-1636 (356 amino acids)
Biological process (GO): proteasome-mediated ubiquitin-dependent protein catabolic process; regulation of proteolysis
Cellular component (GO): cytoplasm
Molecular function (GO): ubiquitin protein ligase binding
Source: RefSeq, a predicted model, not a curated record
GACCGACUUUGCUGAGACGUCGUCGACGUCGAUUAUGUUAUCGUUUUUAUCGUCUCUUUGACUGGAGGUGGAACCGAUUAGAAAUAAUUUUUUUCGCUAUCUUGUGCAGUUUUUGAGGACUGUAGCUUGAAAGACUGAAAGAGUCAUGAAUACUGAAUAGUGAAUUAUUAUUUUCUAUACGUGGCUAAUCGUGGUUAUUGCUUGUUGUGCUUAUUACUACUGUUUGUUAGAUGUAAUCUGCAAUUCUGCAUUUAGCAUUUUAUUUUCAAGAGUUAUAGUUAUACCUACACCUACAGUGUUGACGUUCGUUUUUGUAUGUUUAAAUGAGUUCAUUUUUUCAUAAUGUACAUUAUAAUUUAUUUUCGUACUUACUUUAAGUAUUUUACAUUGAAAGAAGUGAAUCGUAUAAUACAGAAAUUUUUACAUUUGCGAAUCGAUUGAGUGUUUUUAUCAAAAAAGAAAUCGUCUCAGUUAAUCCAGCCGCGUUCAUAGUGUGGAAGUUUGGCUCUUAGUCAAGUUUUUCAAUACUUACCUGUCAGAUCGCCUUAUGAGAUAGGUACUAAUUAUGUCGAAUAUUAGCCCUUGUGACAUGGAAGUCGAGUCAAUAAGAGAAUGUACUCACUGGUGGGAAAUCAAAAAAUAUUCGUGUACAUUGCCAGAACUAGGAAAAAAACUGAAAUCCGAAAAGUUUUCGGCUGCUGAUGAUUAUCUCAAUUGGCGCUUGGAACACAUGCGAUACGCGACAAAAUCGGAUGAGAUUUAUGUUUCAAUCAACCUGCGUCCUGAUUGCUAUGCUGAUCUUAGAAAGUGUGAAUCUGUAUCCGGAAGUGUGAACGUUUAUCUUAUUAAUUCCUAUAUUUACUCCACUGACGCACCCUUACGUUUUACAACAUAUUCCUUCGAGCUUAGUUAUGAAGAACAGAACCGUAAUCGCAAGGUGGCUGAAUUUAGCAUGAAUCAAAUAAAGGAAUUAUUAGGACGGCAUGAUGCAUUAACUAUUAUUUGCAAGCUCACCUAUCGUAAGAAAAAUGAAACUGUCGCGAUUUCUUCUUCAAACAACUCGAAAGCCGUCAGAAUUUCAGAAUCGAGGCUUUUGAGUGACAUGGAAAGAUGUUUCGCCGAAGACCGUUUCAAAGAUGUGACAAUUUCGGUGAAAGGUAAAGAGUACCGAGCUCAUAAAAACAUUUUAGCUACUCGUAGUACCGUGUUUGACAAAAUGCUCAGUAUAGACAUGUUGGAAAGCAAGAAAAAUCACAUCGAUAUCACCGAUGUCGACCAUGAACCUUUCGAAGAAAUGUUAUACUAUAUUUAUACUGGAAAGGUAAAGAAUUUAGACGAAUCAGCCUUCGAAUUGCUACCAGUAGCAGAUAAAUAUGAUCUCAAUGAACUGAGAAGCAUGUGUGAGGAAGUUUUGCUCAAAGAAAUAUCAACCGAUAAUGCAACCAGGAUUUUAAUAUUGGCGGAUACGCAUCGCGCUGAGGAAUUGAAGGAGCGUGCACUUCGAUUUAUCAAAGAGAAUUAUGCGAGCUGCAAAGAGUUCAAUGAUACUGAAUUUUGGAAAAAUUUAGCUGCCGGUAAUGCUAAAUUAUUGACAGAGAUGAUGGCUGAGUUCUGUAAAAUGCAAAAACUCGAUUGAUGUUUUUUGUAGAUUUCACGCGAGCGAUAGAAAUUUGAAAGAUUUUGACUAUUUUAUGUUGAAUGCUUUUUGUACGUAAUUAUUGUAUGUACCUAGUAAGUAGUUAGUUUUUGGUAUGAAUUUUAUGUUUUGGAAUUGGAAACAUCCAAUUGUGAAAAUUGAAAAUUGUAUUAUGGCGUAUUAUGCCGUUUUGUAUAUUUUGGGGAGGGGCGGUGGAGUUACAAUAUUAUUAAUUCAUAUUUUUCCCAUCCAAGCCCUCACACUUUUCUGUUGAGUAUCAAAUUUGAAUCGAAUACAUACGAAAAAAAUUGAAGCAACGUGUUGAAUAUCGCGAUUUAAUGAGAAUGAUACUUUCAUACAAUAUAAUUAUAGGUAACUACUUAGAUACUACUUUCCCUUUUUUUCUUUUCAUUUUUUCAUUUUAUUAGUCAAUACUUAUUCAUAAAUUUAAGUGUCUGUAUAUACGUUAUUAAAGUUCCAAGCGUU